This is a messenger RNA of Daphnia pulex (common water flea), 6278 nucleotides long. RefSeq names its product metabotropic glutamate receptor-like (gene mGluR). NCBI's taxonomy places the organism in Eukaryota, Metazoa, Arthropoda, Branchiopoda, Diplostraca, Daphniidae. The transcript has 16 exons. The record is from RefSeq and is a predicted model, not a curated record. Gene Ontology annotation, cellular component: membrane. Gene Ontology annotation, molecular function: group II metabotropic glutamate receptor activity. Gene Ontology annotation, biological process: G protein-coupled glutamate receptor signaling pathway; regulation of synaptic transmission, glutamatergic. Bases 2301 to 5555 code for a protein of 1084 amino acids.
GUCUGCUUUCGUAUUGUUUGCGAGUUUGCACAAAGAGACGAUGGCUGCUCGAAAAAUAGCUCAACAAAUAAAAUUUGGAUUUAGACAAAAUGUGGUCGUCGUGUGGACUCUGGUGUCUACAUGCUCUCCACGCCAUGAUGUUUGGAAAAUUUGUAGCCUGGGCCAGCCAUCAUAACUACAACAUGUGCAAGUUUUGCUUGUGCUGGACAUCAGCAACAAUCUCAACAAAAUCAUCGCUUGGGUAAACAACAUCCUUUGGAUUGGAGAAACUACCAAUGUCGUUCGAGUUAACCAAUCUCUUUCCUUCCUCUGUCUUUAAAUAUUCUCGUGUACGCCCAUGUGAGUGCAUGGGACUGUGGGUGUAUUCACGAGAACCCCAUUUUCCCGCCUGGUGGGAUUUUUAACUUUUCAGCGGAUGGAUGGAGCACUUUGAGAUGCCUUUCCGUUUUUCCCCAAACUUAAAGUAGGCGACAGAGUACAAUUAUUCCUAGGCGGUUGACUGCUGUGGAACUGCUUUUCUCUUGUGAACGUUGACUCUCAGUCAGAGUUCAUUAAAUAAUUCAUUGGCAGUAACGACUGCAGAUCAGACCCCCGCUAUUGUGUGUACUACCACCCAACAAAUCGAAUUCGAAAGAUAUUUGAUCGUCAAACACUCGAAGCCAAAAAGUACAACCAGAAAAUCGUGUGACCUUCCGACCAGCAGCACCUCCUCCUCGCCGUAUAGAAGUUGUCCACCCCCGAAAAUUUCGUUAGCAAAGAUCUGGUGGCCCUCCAACAGCAUUUUCAUCGAUUGAGUCGAGGCAUCACGAACGAAAAAGAAGAUUCGUGAGCCAAGAGAGACUCGUCAUCAUCCCCCACACUGGGUGGAAAAAGAGGGGUGGGGUGGGGUUAUAGUAAAUCUCUCCCCCCCUUUUCCCAUCCAUCGCUCCCAGUUUUCUUCUUCGAUCUAUAAAGAAAGAACGUGAUUUCGACUGCUUUUUAUUCAUAGCCUCAACUCUGCUCGACGUCCAUCCUCACAGAUGUACAUACAUACCGGCCCAGGGUGGGUGGGUGGGUAACUCUACAUCUUAAAAAUAUAACGAGGAAAAUUACACAUUUACCAAAUUUUUGGGAGGCGACAUUUCUGCCGGAAAAAAAGAAGAUAUCCAUCGAUGGCAUGGGCCGGCCAAAAGAAUAAAAAAAAAAGAACUGAAUUAUUGGGGAUAUCAAAUGGAGCGAAGAAAAAGAAGAGAACGAACGAACGAACGAACCAAAGACUUUUUUUUUAUAGAGAGUCAGCGCAUCUUUUUUCUUCCAUUCUGCUGCUGCGCAAUAUAACCGGGCGACGUGAGAGCAAGCGCGGGCAACCCCCCCUCCGGCCACUGGGCCAGUCACGGCCAGAGCCAAAGAGAUGUCUGAGCGUGUCUGUCUCUGUGUGUGUCUAGUUUCUCGAUAGAUAUUAACCCAGUGCGUGAGUGUCCCUUCCGAUGAGUUUGGGGGCUCAUCCGACGACGCUCGGAUCGACGCUCUUCGCAUCUCUCCCACCCGCCCGCUCGCCAGUCCCGCCGUUUAUUAGAUAACCGCUCCCCUACCCUGAACGAGGCUCCUGAGACUCCUGCCUACUACUACACCACUUUGAGAAUUUGACGCUGCUGCAGUUUAGUGGAAAUGGAGCCCUCCGGCAGCAGUGGGACGACAACUGGGCAGUGAUUAGUGAAAGUGCGUGAAUGUGUCAAUUCCGGCAGAAUGAUGAAACCGGAACAAGUGUCGGUGCGUUCUGUGAUAACAACCAGCAGCCUGGAACAACAACAACAACAACAACAACUGGAUGUUGACGCAAUUGCAGAGGUGAAUUUAUCGUGGAGGUGCCGGGAAUUGAUGGCGAGGCUGGCCAGCAGCAUCGAUUCUACUUCGUUACUAUUAGUGGACAAUAUCAACGAUCAGUCCUCCGCCGCCGCCGGCCCGUCGUCCGGCUUAAUAACACGAGCCCGUUCCUUGGGGCAUUGCCGCAGGUGAUGAUCUAUCGCCAACAAGCGCCCUCCAGAAAUUCCAAUUAACUGCCGGCCCGCAUAACAAAAACACACCCACCCACCCACCUCGUUUGUUUGUUUGUUUAUUGUCAGCCCAGCAGCAGGACGGACGGAAUAUCAUAAUUUUCACUCAGGGGCGUUGGCCGUUAGAUAGAAAACGAAUAUAUAAACAAAUGAUUAACAGUGCGACACCUGUGAAAUUCCGUUUCAAACGCCCUGGACAAUCAAAGUGAGCCGGGCCAGCAGUCGAGUUUGAGUGGCCGCCGGAUCCAGUCGGGUGUCGCGGUAAAAAUGGUGUCCAGGAAUUAUCGCCAUCGUCGGAUGAUGAUGGAUCAGCCGUGUCCAUCCGUGCCGGACGGACGUCAAUUAAUGUGGUUCAUCGUUUGGACGUUCCUGUGGCUGGCCGUCCUUCAGGUCGUUGGCCAGCAACAGCCCAUGCUGUCGACCAUUGGCUCGUCACCUUCCAACUCGCCGGGGGCAUCGAUCCAGUUGCCCGGCGACAUCAUCCUGGGCGGAUUGUUUCCCGUCCACGUCAAAGGCGAGAAGACGCCGUGCGGAUCGGCCGUCUACAACCGGGGCAUCCAGCGGCUGGAAGCGAUGCUCUUCGCCGUGGACAAGAUCAACCGUGAGGGCCGGCUCUUGCCCGGCAUCCGGCUGGGUGUCAACGUCGUCGACACUUGCUCCCGCGACACUUACGCCCUGAACCGAUCCCUGGAAUUCAUCAGGGCGUCACUCAACGCCAUGGAUCAUUCGUCCAGUAGUUUCAGUUCCGGCGGUGCUAGUGCUGGUGGCAAUCAGUUUGUUAGUUCGGCUUCCUUCCAGUGCCGUGACGGAUCGACGCCCAGGGACCGGAGGCCGCCCAGUCAGCAGAGCAAAGGAUUCGGUCCCGUUUUCGGCGUCGUCGGCGGCUCCUACAGUUCCGUCUCCAUCCAAGUGGCCAAUCUCUUGAGACUCUUCCGCAUUCCGCAAAUCUCGCCCGCCUCCACGGCCAAAGUACUCAGCGACAAGUCCAGAUUCGAAUUCUUCGCCCGCACAGUUCCGCCGGAUGAUUAUCAGGCUAUCACGUUGGUGGAUCUGGUGGAGCGAUUCAACUGGACUUACAUCUCGACGGUGGCCAGCGAAGGCUCUUACGGCGAGUCGGGCAUCGAAGUGUUCCACCGGGAGGCCGGCGCCCGCAACAUUUGCAUCGCCGUGGCCGAACGCGUUUCCUCGACGGCCGACGAGCGGGUCUUUGACGGAAUCAUCCGCAACCUCUACCGCAAACCAUUCGCCCGGGCCAUCGUCCUCUUCACCCGGGCAGACGACGCCAGGGGACUUUUAGCUGCUGCCAAACGGCUGUCCAUUACUUCGCACUUCAUUUGGGUGGCCAGCGACGGUUGGGGACGCCAGCACAAGCUGGUCGAAGGCCUGGAGGACGUGGCCGAAGGCGCCGUCACGGUGGAUCUCGAGUCGAAAAGCGUUCCGGGCUUUGACGACUACAUGCUGUCGCUGACUCCGCAAAACAACCAGCGCAAUCCGUGGUACGGCGACUAUUGGCAGGAGGUUCACGGCUGUUUACUACCCCACAAUCUCCAGCCGCAGUCGGACUCCUCGUCGGCGGCCAGCAGCGUCGAACAGCAGCAGUCGACGCUCCAGCAGCCGGGCAACAUUUCCAUCUGUCCGGCCGGAUUGCGGCUGACCCAUUUGGGCUACGAGCAGGACUCUAAGAUCCAGUUUGUCGUCGACGCCGUUUACGCCUUCGCUCACGCCAUUUCAGCUCUCCAGCGUGACGUCUGCUCCGGUUACAACACUUCUUCUUCUUCGGCUGGAUCAUCACAUCGUCGAGGCCAGCCGCACAACGGAGCCGGACAGCGUCACCAUCCGCCCGUUUACGGGGCCUGCCCACAGCUUUUGAGCUACGACGGAGGCGAUUUCUACACCAAAUAUCUCCUCAACGUUUCCUUCUUGGAUCCGGCCGGGAGUGAGGUGAAAUUCGAUGCCAGGGGCGACGGAUUGGCCCGUUACACCAUCAUGAAUUACCGACGACUUCCCAACAGCGCCAACAAUGGCUACGACUACAAGGAAGUUGGCAAAUGGUACAAUGAACUGGAACUGGAUCCGGCCGAAGUGAUCUGGACCCGCGAGCAAUCGGCCAUCCCAUCCAGCGUGUGUUCUCAGCCCUGCGGCGUCGGCCAAGUCAAAAUUACCCAGCAGGGGGAUACUUGCUGCUGGAGCUGCGACCGGUGCGAUCCUUGGGAGUACGUGGAGAACGAGUUCAAGUGCGCCGACUGCGGUCCGGGCAGGUGGCCGUACGACGACAAGCACGGCUGCUUCGACCUGGACAUGCAGUACAUGAGGUGGGACUCGCUCCUGGCCAUCGUGCCCGUCUGCGUCUCGUGCGGCGGAAUCCUCCUCACCGUCACCGUCAUCUCCAUUUUCAUCCGGCACAGUGAAACGCCCAUCGUCAAGGCUUCCGGACGUGAAUUGAGCUUCGUGCUGCUGGGCGGCAUUUUGCUCUGCUAUUUCAACACGUUCACUUUGCUGGCCAAACCGAUGGUGGUGACCUGCGCAAUCCAGCGGCUCUCGGUCGGCACGGGAUUCUCCAUCGUCUACGGCGCCCUCUUCACCAAAACCAACCGCAUUUCCCGCAUCUUCGACUCGGCUUCCCGCUCUGCCAAACGGCCCAGUUUCAUCAGCCCGAAAUCUCAGAUGGUCAUCACGUGGUGCAUCAUUUCAUUCCAGAUGCUGGGCACGGUCCUGUGGAUGUGGAUGGAACCACCGGGUAUAAGAGCGGCCUACCCUCAAAGAGACCAAACGAUCCUCAAGUGCCGCAUGGAGGACUCUUCUUUCCUGCUCAGCCAAGUCUUUAACGUCCUACUCAUCGCCGUCUGCACCGUUUACGCCGUCAAGACGCGAAAGAUUCCAGAAAAUUUCAACGAAUCCAAAUUCAUCGGAUUCACCAUGUACACGACUUGUAUCAUCUGGCUGGCCUUUCUGCCCAUCUAUUUCGGGACAGCAAACACCAACGAGAUUCAAAUAACGACGAUGUGUUUGACGAUCAGCCUCAGCGCCACGGUGGCGCUGGUGUGCCUGUACGUGCCCAAAGUGUACAUCAUCGUUUUCCAUCCGGACAAGAACGUCCGCAAACUCACCAUGACUGCCACCUACCGGAAAGCGCCCGUCCGACAGGGCACGGCCACCACCCCGACUGCCAACAAUAAAAAUCAUCACCCGGGCGUGGGAUAUUGUUGCGACUGCGGGCAGGAAUUCUCGACGGGCGGUGAGAAAGGGCGGCCGACGGCGGCGACCCAGCCAGAGUCGUCAUCACCGCAGCAGCAGCCGUCGUCCAACAAUCAGACGGGCAGCAACAACACGGGAGCGGCUCGCAUCAUAGUGGCUCCUGUGGACCAGGAGAACUCGUCCAUGUGCAACGAGUCGGCCGAGGAGACGGACACCAGCAAGAACAACACGCCAAUCCCAUCAAACCGGAGGCAGCACGUCGUUCACGUCGGACUCUCCUCCGACGGCCUACUGCUGGACGAUCACGAGAACGUGACGCUCCUCUGAAACUAAACCCAAUUGUUUGUUGACAUUAACCCACAAAAAAUUUAAAUUCUUUCUAUUAUAAAUAAUAAUUACAAUAAUAAUAAUAAUAUGACGUGACUAUUUGAAAAAAUGGAAGAAGAUUUUUGCUCACUAUGUCAUGUGCUGCUGCUACUGCUGCUGCCCUCGGUCCCCCUCCCCCGCUCCUUUUUAUUUAUGAAUUGACCCCACCCCAAAUUCACGACUAUCCACCACCCCUCACCCCCGCCGCCAUACAAAAUUCACGCGUGGUUGAAUCCAAUCGGAAUACCGCAGACAUCCUCUCAAUCUCAAUCUGUUCUCGCGAGAGAGCGGCGAUCGAUUUGUGUGUGUGUAUAGUCAACGAUCGAUCGCCGGAUGGAUGGAUCGACUUUUUUUUAUUUUCUCCCGCCCCGACUCCCGCCAAUGUACAUGUCCAGUUUUUGUUUUAUUAUUUUAUUUUAUUCAAAAUAAUUCCACGUCACGGUCAGCCGAUCGAUUUGCAUAUAUGAAUAUAAAAUUUUUUUUUUAGUUGUGUUUGUAAUUUUGAAAAACCAAAAGAAAAAUAAUGAUAUCAAAUUUGAAAUUGGCGCGCAAAUUUUCACGCCGUUGGAUUCGAUCAGUUUUAAACGCGAUCGAAUUCACAUGGAGAUGAUUUGAUGCCACUGCUGCCCCUCUCUUUUUGUCAUUAUAGAAAAUAUUAUAUAAAUAUAUUUGACUUGUAGAAUG